Molecule: messenger RNA, 1101 nt
Organism: Solanum pennellii
Lineage: Eukaryota; Viridiplantae; Streptophyta; Magnoliopsida; Solanales; Solanaceae
Product: protein FANTASTIC FOUR 3-like
Exons: 1
Coding region: 237-968 (243 amino acids)
Source: RefSeq, a predicted model, not a curated record
CUUCCCUUUUUCUAUCCUUGUUUUUUUCCCCCCCAUUUUUACCUUCAAUUUGCCACCCUCUUAAGCAUUAUUACUUAUGGUUAGGUACAUUUUAGAUAACAAACAUAAUGAGUUUAAAAAAUAAUUAUCCUCAUUUAAGCACAUGGUUUUCUCAACACUCAAAAACUUCACAUUUCUACUUUUAAGUAAAUAUAAAAAGUAGACCAAAUCCUCUGUUUUUUCCCCUGUUCUAAAACAUGACCUCAACUUCCACACUAUAUCAAGGGCUACAAUCUUGUCUAGAGCCCAAAAUGGCACCUCCUACACCAAAUUUCUCACAACCUAUCACAUUGCCACAAACGUCUAAAAUAUGUCAACAUGAAGAUGAAACUGAACAAGAAAAUGACAAUGUUGGUGGCUUGAGCUUUAUCCAAGCACUUGCAAAUCCUUGUCAAUACUCGAAAAAAGGCGAUGAGAAGGACGAAAUCUAUGUUCAUCCUUUGGUGAAACUCUCUUCUCUCAACACAAAUAGUUUGAAUAUGUGCACUGAAAGCUUAGGAAGUGAAACAGGCAGUGACAUUAGUGAAAACAUUGAGGAAAAAGAAACUAUUUCUCACAGAGUUCAACGAUCAAAAUGUAGAGAAUUCGCGAAAAAAAUCAAAAGGGUAGCUAGUUAUCCACCUCCACUAACUUCAAUGAGUGGAAAUGAAGGUGUCCAAAUUAGGCCUCAUCGCGAGGGUGGUCGUUUAUUAUUAAAAGCAACAUCAAUCACUUCUUGGAACUCUAGUUUUCGAGUUGAACGUGCUAAUGGUAGGCUCAAGCUUUCUUUGUUAAUACAUGGAGAAGAAGAUGUCAUAAUCCAAAAUGAUGAAGAAAGUUGUAGUAGUAAAUUAGGAGAGUAUUCAAGUAGACCAACAAGGUGCAAAGCAAGUGGUAGUAGGAAUAAAUGGAUUUCAUGUUGGGAGCCAUUUUGGGUGGCUAUUUCCUAAAAGCUAGAAAAAGUUUUCUUUUGGAGGUUUGGUAGUUGGAUCACUUGUCUUUCAUCAUCAAUGUUUGCUACUAUCAUGUUGUUUCUUUUUUUCUUAUUUGAUUAUGUAAACGUUAGUUAUUAUGGUUAUUGGA